GAACGCACCACGUGCUCACAUACCAAAGUCAAUUAGAACGGCCAUACAAGACAUACAACAAGAGUUACAGUAUAAGCUACAGUCUAUCACGUACACACGUAGGUACAUGGAACCCCUCGAACUAUUACGUCCGCUUCAUUUAAUAAAUUGAGAAAUUUCAUUGUGUGGUCAAGCAAUCGACAGGCAUCCUACAUUGACUGCUCUCACGCAGCAGUCCUGGAUUUAUGAAUAGGCCUUAUAGGCCGUGGCCCAGGAGCGGCAGCGUCACAGGGGCGGCACAUUUCGGAAGAUAGAAGUCAAACACGUCCACACGCUAAAAAAAAAGAAAAAAGAUACUCUUGGCCGAAUUUUUGUAGGCACAUGGGGCGGUCCAAUUUGAAUACCUUGCUGUGCUUUGAUUAAAAAAAUUCCCCUGCUUUUCUCCCGGACUAACGAAGUCAUCUACCUAGGCAUUCGACUCUUAUGUCCAUGGCAAUUAACUAUAAGUACAACGAGGCAUUACGUAAAAUUGCCAAUAAAUUACAUAGAGCACAUUUCAAUACUUCAAAAACUUCAAUACAAUACAACCAUUAUUUUGCAAUGCUAAAGAUGACUACGAACUGUGUAUAAUAUUGACCAACUAAGGUAAGGCUUCAGAUCAAUUGUGCUUAUAAAGGUCAGUAGACUACGUCUACGAAUUAAAGUAAGGAUAUUCGGAGUGAGUCGCGCCAAAUAGGGUGCGUGGCGCCAGGAUGUCGGGAGCCGUCCCGACGCCGCAGCGACAGUGGAGGCUGCAGUGCACGCGACGCGCUCGGCCCGCCCAUACACCGCCACUCACGACACAUCACUACCAUCCUACCUCCCCAUAAAUAACAAAACCAUGAAACUAAUCCCCCUAAUAUUAAUAACAGUAAUUCAUCUCUCUUGUUCCGCAAAAAGCAAAACAAAAAUCGCACCAAACAAAACAGACGAUGCAAUAAAGAAAUAUCUAGAAAAACAUGAAGAAGUUCUUUUGGAAGUUAUGAAAAAUAAAAGUGAAGUUAAACCAGUUACUAUUACGAAUGUUGUUGACACCAAAAUUGUGCCUGUGAUCCCUAAAAAGAAUAAAAAUCCGGCGAGAAUGAUACCGCCGGAUAGUAUACAAGGUUGGGCUGAUGAGAUCUCGGAAAACUUACUCGACAAUUAUCGUCUAGUGGUGCGACCAGAGGUGCUAUUGAAAAGUUUUUCCGACAUCAAGAUAGAAGUUCGCAACGGUACUGCUAUAGUGAACAAAAUGGCGGAAGACUUGGAGGAAUUGUUGAAGAGGAGGGCUGAAGCCGCAGAGAAUAUCAUGCGCCGAGCUGAGGAACUGGCCAGGAGUGAGGAGGAACCAGAUGAUAGCUAUACCUUUGAUUAUAGUGUGGAUUUAGACCAAGUAAAAAAGAAAAUAGAUCCAAAGGAUUUAGAAGAUAAUCAAGAGCCACUAACUUGUAGGAGUCUGAAUAAGAUCAAGCUCAAAACAAGCAGUCAUUUUGACGCGAAGGUAUCUUUGGAUUAUACUAGCGUUCAUGUAGCUGCCGAGGUCUUUGAUUGCGCCCCAACAGUCAAGAAACAUCUUUACUGGUCGGAGAACUUAUUAUCAACAUUCAAAAAGAACUACGCUCAAGAUUCAUCUUUAGAUUUUCAAUAUUUUUGCAGUGCUCAUGGAUUUCUUAGACAUUAUCCAGCGGCCUUAUGGGAAAGCAUGUACAAACUAAAAAUGUCUGAAGAAGGUUCAGACAGUGUGUAUGACUGCCGCUUACGACCCUGGUACGUGAGCGCAGGCGGGGCACCACGGGACGUUCUAGUCCUCCUUGACGCGUCAGGGUCUAUGGAGAACUCCUCAAACCAGGUCAUAGCUGAACAGUUUACCCUGGCACUGCUCAGCGCGCUCACUGAUGAUGACAGAGUUAAUGUUUUGAGGUUCAAUGUCAUUAUUCAGUCUCCGAUCAGCUGCUUUAAUGAGAAAAUGGUGUCGGCAAACCACGUGAAUACAGCAGCUAUGAUGGCAGCUAUGGAGUACUACAAGAUGACCAAUGAGACCCUGAUGGCUGACGUACUGGAGUAUGCGGUGAAGUUGCUUCGGGAACAGCGAAGAGCACCGGAUCGACCGCGCGCUUGUCAGCAAGCCAUAGUACUGCUCACCGAUAGUUUGUACGACAACUAUACACAUCUGAUGCGACAUUUAGAUCCUGAAGGGAAUAUCAGAGUUUUCGUGCUCUGGCUCCACGAUCUCUUCGGUCUCCGAGACCACACACAGACAUACGGCGAGGGUCUCAGCUGUGACCGUGAUGGCUACUUCGCCGAGCUCAUCACGCCAUUUGACGUGACGCAGCAGGUCCUCAAGAUAUUGCAGGUCUUGGAACGCCCGCUUGUGUCACAGAGGAGUCAGCGGCUUACCGUCUUUAGUGAUGUCUAUGCUCAUGUUGAGGACCCUAGAAGAGGCGAGUUAUAUUGGAAAACCAAAGAAAAUCAGGAACAGUACAAUCGUUACCAAGAUCUGAGACGAAACAAAAAGGGACUGCUCAACAGUACCCAGCUUUACAAGGAUUGGAUGUAUCAAGAAACUUACAACAAAUCUGGACACUACUACGAGGGGGAGGAUUUAAAUUAUAGAUUGCAAAUAAGCGUCUCGGUUCCAGUCUUCGAUUAUAUCACUAGUGAAAAUAUCACGAGAAAACUCGCUGAGGAAAAACAUCGGAACUCAACCAGGACGUAUCCUGUCAACCGGCUGUUAGGCGUAGCGGGGGUGGACAUACCCAUCGAUCACUUGAAAUUGAUCCUGCCUUAUCACCAGAUAGGUGCAGGUGGAUCUUUAUUCCUCGUCGACCAUCGUGGCAAUAUUGUCAUACACGACAACAUCAGACAUACGUUUGACGGCGAUAUUUUGAAACCCGGAUAUCGGACGGUCGAUCUUCUGGAUUUGGAACAACCGGCUGAAAAUCAUAAGCCACGAUAUUAUCCUAAAGAAUGGCUGAAGUUCCGCAAAAUGAUGAUAAUCGACAAAGACAGUGGCAAUAUUACUUUGUAUGGAAAAAGCAUCUACGACAACGGUAUGAGAGCAAUUCUGGAAAAGCGACAAUAUUACUGGAAGAGAGUUUUGGACCACUACACUGCGGUAGUGGUGCUGCCACUGAACAACAGGGUUCAUGCCGUGCCUAAAGCGGAAUUUACCAGAGAAAUAGCAGCAGAAGCUUGGAAGUCUCUUUCCAGAACCGAAUACGCAGUCAACCCUGAUUGGUUAUAUUGCCGGCACAUAGAACCCCAUUUUGAGUCCCGUGAGGCAGAGGUGAGACAUUUCGUCAAACGUCGCAGCGAUGAAGCGAAUUUCCCAAUGCAGAAGCUAAAGUAUCUCUUCAGCCCCAUUCCGCCGUCUUUGUUCGAGAAAACUUAUCAAUGUAACGAGGAUCUGAUGGCGAAGUUCUGCAAGGAGGCUAUAGCUACUAACCAGUGGGCACAUGAGCACCAGGAAGAAGGGGUGAGGGACUGCGACGCCUGUCCUCUGGGAGCCACCACCGCUUUCUUCGCCAGUGAGAGUGGUCUAACCCGGUGGCAACAGUUCUACGCGACGAGUGCGCUCGCAGACCCACCACCCGGGUCGUGGUGGCCGGGCGGGCCUGCCGAGGCGUGGUACAAACGUGCCGCCGCCUCACCUGAUACUCUUAUAGUCCACGCCCCUGUUGAACCCAUCGGCAAGUUGCGCAUCACCAAGAAUAGACCCCCACCUUUCACGAUUCGUUCGGAAUGGCUGACGGCUGCGCGCACGCUGGGUUCCUCUGAACACGGCAUGAUCGGCGUGGCCGGCUACCACCUCCAUCCACAGCAUCUUGCCAACCUGCUGGACAAAAUCACCAACUACCCUUGUAAUGAAGGUGACUGUCCACAACGAUGUGACGGUAUAGCAUGGUCGUGCGUCCUAAUCGACGAGUACGGCUGGAUCGUGGCUCGGGAAGGCCGCAAUGUAACCGGGGAGCCUGACGAACCACUCCGGGAACACUUUGCGUCAGUCUACCCGGCGGCUAUGGCAGCUCUGCUUAAUGAAAGCGUGUUUGAUCUCAACUGGAUACAUGAUUAUCAAGGAGUUUGCUUCCCGCCUCAAGAUGAGCCUUACAGUGCGGCUGUUACUAUGGUGCCGUCAAUACUGAACUCUAUUUGGAGAUCAUUUAGCCUCAUUCUACGAGUGACGCAGGAGAUGGUUGCUCUUAUCACAAUUCUUAGCUCUGGCUGCAUAACCCUAGUAUCGGGCGACACUGAGCAGGAAAAACAAAAGCGCAAACAUCGUCUGUGGCGCGACUACGAGCGAGAGAAGUACGAGACAUUGUACGACGAUCGCGUGCUCGUCAACAGGACUAGAUUCGCAGCUUGCGAUCGCUCUAGAGCGCUGUAUUUGUUACAGGACACGCCAAAAGCUCGGGAAGCCCUCAAGAAGCCUGCUAAGCCAUGUAGUUGGCCGCUAGUUGCGGCUCGUGUACCAAAAACCAAUCUACUUCUUGUGGCUGUGUACAACCUGUGUCCAUUCAAGGGGCAACCAGUCAACGACCCACUCAUCAAUGAACCGUACAUAGAAGAGGAGCCGGCGGUGCAGGGCGUGUGGCAGAACUCGGCGUCGCGCCUCGCGUGCUGGCGCAACCGCGUGCCGCUGCCCGCGCGCAUGCCCUCCGCGCAUUGCUAUCCGCACCGAUACUCACAGGAGGCUGGUUACAGACAGUGCGGUCCCUGGUUACCCGACCCCGAGAAGGAAGACGCUGCAUCACACAUCACUGCCUCCAAAUCAAUGAUCUCUAUACUUACUGCCAUGUUCUUUAUAAAAUACCUGUUGUAAAUAAAUACAAGCUUCGUUGUGUUAUGAAAUAAAACAAAAGUUCACAUUUCCA
Molecule: messenger RNA, 4871 nt
Organism: Helicoverpa zea (corn earworm)
Lineage: Eukaryota; Metazoa; Arthropoda; Insecta; Lepidoptera; Noctuidae
Product: voltage-dependent calcium channel subunit alpha-2/delta-4-like
Exons: 25
Coding region: 860-4819 (1319 amino acids)
Cellular component (GO): voltage-gated calcium channel complex
Molecular function (GO): voltage-gated calcium channel activity
Source: RefSeq, a predicted model, not a curated record